AUGGCUUUAACUCAAACAACAUGUCGUCGCAAUGGAUGGCCAUUAGACAAAAGUGCAUUAUUUACAGCAGUAACUCAAUAUACAGAUUCUAAUGAAAUACAAGAACGAGCACAUCAAGGAUGUUUUGUUCAAGGACUGUAUUUAGAAGGUGCAAGCUGGGAUUUAGCUAAAGGUUGUUUGAAACGUCAAAAGUCACGACAAUUAGUUCAACCCUUGUCAAUUCUUCGAGUUAGUGCCAUUGAAGCGCAUCCUUUAAAAUUACAAAACACAUUUUGUACUCCAGUUUACGUUACUUCAGAAAGACGGAAUGCAAUGGGAGUUGGAUUAGUUUUUGAAGCUCAUUUAAAAACUGAAGUUCAUCCAAGUCAUUGGGUGUUACAAGGUGUAUGUCUUACUCUAAACGCUGACUAA
Messenger RNA from Schistosoma margrebowiei, 411 nucleotides. The record is from the annotation of a GenBank genome assembly. NCBI's taxonomy places the organism in Eukaryota, Metazoa, Platyhelminthes, Trematoda, Strigeidida, Schistosomatidae.